This is a messenger RNA of Colletotrichum spaethianum, 915 nucleotides long. RefSeq lists its product as uncharacterized. The record is from RefSeq and is a predicted model, not a curated record. The transcript has a single exon. Bases 1 to 915 code for a protein of 304 amino acids. Gene Ontology annotation, biological process: DNA recombination. NCBI's taxonomy places the organism in Eukaryota, Fungi, Ascomycota, Sordariomycetes, Glomerellales, Glomerellaceae.
AUGUUCACGCCUGCCGCAAAGCGAAGGCGGGUCGACACCGCCAACGAGACGCUCAGGAAACCCUUCAAGUCGCCUAUGGUGCGGGACCGCGAAGAGCAAGUUGCGGGGCCUGCCGCUACCGAAGAUACUACAGCGUCAUCUCCGCAGCUGAAGCCGAAAGGAGCUACCCGUGCGGGCCCGGAUUCGGGUGUAGGCCCGCGUGGCACUACGGCCACCACGAGACCUCGGGGAGUCGGAACCCAGAUGACGACGCCGGCGAAGCAGGCGGCCACGCCUACGCGCCGGCCAUUCAGCGUGCCAAGACCGCAGCUACACCCCGGGGCGUCCCCUUCACCACUGAGAACAGGUUUUCACGGGGUCGCCAGGCCGGUCACGAAAGGCGGUGUUUCAGUGCCAGGCAGUAAGAGCACGAGGGAGGCCGAGGGUAGGGAGGAGAUUCUCCGGCAGGCUGGGCGGAUCCGUGGCGGAGGCGAGGGCGAGACGGACGAGGAGCUUCUUGAGUUGAUUGAGAAAUGGAGGGCGGCGAGCCGGAUCGCGGCAGAGGAGGUGUUUGAAGGGUCUCGGGAGAGGGUAGAGGGGAUGGGCGGGCUGAAGGCCUGGAGGAGGGCCCGGAGGGAAGAUGGGGUCAGGUUUGCGGAGAGGAUGAGGGAGGAGGAUGGCGAAGGGAGGGGCCGUGGGCAUGGGGACGAGGGCGUUGAGGAGUCGUCGCCGGGACAUGUGGAAGAGGAGGAUGGUCGCGAGGCGCGUGAAGAUGACGACGGCGAGGACGAGGCGAGCACUGCAACCCGGCUACGAGGGGAGCGAAGUACUGACGAUCAGCAGGAGUUUACCAUGGGUACGAUGCUCAGAAGUAUGAAUAUCAGCUUCGAUAUCAUUGGGUACGACGAGGACACCGGGUGGUGGAGGGACGGGUGA